AUGAAAAUAUUUACAGUAUUAUUCGUUAUUUAUCUAUCAUUCAUCAAUAUUCAUAUUAAUAAUGCAGAAAUUGAUUGUACUAUCUAUGACAAUGAUUUUGAUGCUGUCAACAUGAAUCCAUUUUAUGCUCGGCGUUAUGGUGGGCUGAUGGCUUCUAAUUCUUCUACAUACAUUAUAUACAUUAAUACGGGUCCUAACUCGAUAAUUACAGAGUUUAAUAUAGCUAUUGAUGUUAAUCCAUCUUCAAGUAUAUAUUGUUUGAAAGGUUUACAAAAACUUCAAUUAUUACAUACAAAUUUAACAAUAUUACCUGAUAUAAAAAAUUUGCAAGAUUUAACAUCAUUAAUAAUAAAAACAGACUAUGGUAGUAUUGAUCAACAUUUACCACCUGAAUUUGGACAAUUAAUAUCUUUAUCAAAUUUAAUAUUAUCUGAUAUUAAAAAUCUUGAAGAUUUACCUGAUGAAAUUAAAUAUUUAAUUAACUUACAAUCAUUAACAUUAGAAAAAAUUCCAAAUUUUAAUAAAAUACCUGAUGAAAGUAUCGGUAAAUUAACAAAACUUAAUACAUUAAAUUUAAUUGAUUUACCAAAUUUAUCAAAUAUGCCAUCAACAAUGAUUAAUUUACAAUUAUUACAACAAUUAGAAAUAACUAAAACAAAUAUGACUAAUAUACAAAUAGACAUUUUAGGAAGUUUAAAGAGUUUAACAAUAACAUUUAAUUCAAUAUUACAAACAAUUCAAAUACAAAAUUUACCUUUAUUACAAUCAUUAGCAAUUUUAUCAAAUAAAAAUUUAACUUUUUUAGAUAUUGAAAAUCUACCAUCUACUACAACAAUAUCAAUAACAAAUAGUGCACAAUUACAAAGUAUUUCAUUUGUUAAUAUACCAUCAAUAAAAAGUCUUGACUUGUCUGGAUGUCAAUUAACAAUAUUUCCUCAAAGUAUUUUAACAUUAAAAUCUUUAGAGACAUUAAUUAUGACAUCAAAUCAAUUAUCAGCAAUACCAUUAACAUUAUCAACUGAUUUACCUAAUUUACGAGUUCUUAAUUUGGCGAAUAAUAAACUUCAAGGAACUAUUUUUCAACCACCACUUGUCUAUAUUCGUGAACUUUAUCUUAGUAAUAAUUCAUUGACAUCCAUGGAUGGUAUUGGAAAACAUAUAUCUUUACAACGAUUAGAAUUAAAUCGCAAUCAAAUUUCAUCAAUUCCACUUGAAAUCAUGAAACUAUCAUCGACAUUAAGGCAAAUAACAAUGGAUUAUAAUCUAUUGAAUCAUAUUCCAUACUCAAUGACAAAUAUGGUAUCAUUAACAGGUUUCUCUGUUCGUUGGAAUAAUAUUGCCUCUCAAGAACGGCAAUAUCUGUUGAAGUUAUUCAAUCAAUCACCUGUCCAACCUCAAUUUUAA
Messenger RNA from Rotaria sordida, 1404 nucleotides. The record is from the annotation of a GenBank genome assembly. Lineage: Eukaryota; Metazoa; Rotifera; Eurotatoria; Philodinida; Philodinidae.